AUGAGUGGAUCAGGAUCUAAUCAAGAAGCUUCUUUACCAUCAAAUCCAUUUAUAAAUAAUAAUAGUGCAACAAUAACAUCACCUGAUGUUAUUCGACUAAGGCGAUGGGUGAUUCAAAAUUAUUCAAUCCUUUGGUUAGAUGAGUGCAUGGACGAAACAAGCAAAGAUUAUGAAAAUAGUUUGACACAAAUACGAACUAUCGCCGACAAUGUGACCGUCUUUAAGCAACGUGAUGAAUGCAUCGACUUUCUGACAGAUGGUCAAGAAGACAUCAAGUCUUAUCUGGUUGUCGAAAAUAGUAUGGCUCAACAAAUCAUACCCCUUAUUAAUGAUAUCCCUCAACUGGAUAGUGUUCAUGUCUUCGGUAACAUUAAAUCCUUAAGUGAAGAACCGACAAAAAAAUGGCAAAAAAUCAAGAGGGUUCAUACCAAUACCGAUGAUUUAUGUCAAGCAUUACAAUUCGGUAUUAAACAAUACCAUCAAGACUCGAUAGCCAUGAGUUUUAUUACAGCAAAUGAAAUGGCCUCAACUGAUAAUUUGAAUCAGUUGGAGCCAACAUUUAUGUACACCCAAAUAUUCAAGGAUAUUCUUCUUGAUAUGGAACAUGGCAAACAAGCCAUCAAACAUUUUACCGCUUACUGUCGAAAUAAUAACAGCGUCUCACCAACUAAUAUCGACCGUUUUGAGAAAGAAUACCAUGCUCAAUCCGCUAUCUGGUGGUAUACUUUCCCAUCCAAUAUCUAUUCAAUGCUCAAUUAUGCUCUUCGCUCUAUGGAAGGCGAUACUAUUAUUAAUAUGGGUUUUUUUAUUAAUGAUCUUCAUCAACAAAUCCUGGAACUAUACCACAAACAGGUUAAUAGUGAUCAUGGCAAAUCAUUCAUAGUUUACCGGGGACAAGGUUUGUCAAAAGCAAAUUUUGAAGAACUCAAAAAAACAGAAGCUGGUUUACUGUCUUUCAAUAACUUUUUGUCCACUAGUACCGAGCAAGACGUAGCUCUCGGACUUGCUUACAGUGCAUCAGAAAACGUGGAUAUGGUUGGCAUUCUAUUUGUAAUGUCUGUUGAUCCCAAUGUAAAAUCAGCACCAUUCGCUUCUAUCAAAGAGUUGAGCUAUUUUAGGGAAGAGGAUGAAAUCCUCUUUUCAAUGCACACCGUGUUUCGAGUGAGUGCAAUUAAACAGAUGGACGAUAACAAUCAACUUUAUCAAGUUGAAUUACAAUUAACAUCGGAUGAUGAUCAACAAUUACGAUUACUUACUGAUCGGAUACGAACAGAAGCUGGUGGUACUGGAUGGCACAGACUGGGUAACUUAUUGCUUAAAAUCGGUCAAUUUAAUAAAGCUGAAGAACUUUGUAGCGUAUUACUCCAACAGACAUCUGAUGAGAGCGAAAAAGCGCUUUAUUAUGGUUCUCUCGGAUGUGUCAAAAUAGGACAGGGUGAUUAUGAAAAAGCUAUUUGGUAUUACGAACAAGGACUUAAAACGUAUCAAAAAACUAUUCGUUCAUAUCAUCCUUAUUUGGCUACUUCAUACAAUAACAUUGGUGCUGUGUAUGACAUGAUGGGAGACUACUCGAAAGCACUUUCAUCUCUCGAAAAAGCACUUGAAAUUCGACAAAAAACUCUUCCUUCAAAUCAUUCUGAUUUGGCCACGACGUACAACAGCAUCGGUUUGGUGUAUAAAAACAUGGGCGAGUACUCGAAAGCAACUUCAUUUUACGAAAAAGCGCUUGAAAUGUAUCAAAAAACUCUUCCUUCAAAUCAUCCGGAUUUGGCUACUUCAUAUAAUAACAUCAGUGCUGUGUAUGACAUGAUGGGAAACUACUCGAAAGCACUUUCAUCUCUCGAAAAAGCACUUGAAAUUAAACAAAAAACUCUUCCUUCAAAUCAUCCGUCAUUGGCUACGUCAUACAACAACAUCGAUUUGGUGUAUAAAAACAUGGGAGAGUACUUGAAAGCACUUUCAUUUUAUGAAAAUGCACUUAAAAUGUAUCAAGAAACUCUUCCUUUAAACCAUCCUUUAUUAGCCAAUUCAUACAGCAACAUCGGUUUUAUUUAUAGCAAGAUGGGAGAGUACUCGAAAGCACUUUCAUCACACGAAAAAGCACUUGAUAUUCGACAAAAAACUCUUCCUUCAAAUCAUCCGUCAUUGGCUACGUCAUACAACAACAUUGGUUUUGUGUAUGGCAAGGUGAGAGAGUACUUGAAAGCACUUUCAUUUUAUGAAAAAGCACUUAAAAUGUAUCAAAAAACUCUUCCUACAAAUCAUCAUCAUAUGGCUACUUCAUACAACAACAUCGCUGCUGUGUAUACACAGAUGGGAGAGUACCCUCAAGCACUUUCAUUUUACGAAAAAUCAAUUGAAAUCCAUCAAAAAACUCUUCCUUCAAAUCAUCCUUCAUUGUCUAUUUCAUACGACAACAUCGGCUUCAUGUAUAACAGCAUGAGGCAGUACUCGAAAGCACUUUUAUCUCUCGAAAAAGCACUUGAAAUUAAACAAAAAACUCUUCCUUCAAAUCAUCCAGAUUUGGCUACUUCAUAUAAUAACAUCGGUGCUUUGUAUGACAUGAUGGGAGACUACUCGAAAGCACUUUCAUUUUAUGAAAAAGCACUUAAAAUCUAUGAAGAAACUCUUCCUUCAAAUCAUCCGGAUUUGGCUAGUUCAUUCAACAACAUCGGUAAUCUGUGUAACAUGAUACGAGAAUACCCGAAAGCGCUUUCAUUUUACGAAAGAGCACUAGAAACUAUACAAAAAACUCUUCCUACAAAUUAUCCUUAUUUGGCUAUUUCAUACAAUAACAUCGCUAAUGUGUACGACAAGAUGGGAGAGUACUCGAAAGCACUCUCAUAUUUUGAACGUGCUCUGGACAUAUUCCAGCAAAAAACAAUUGAUUUAUUUUUUCAAAUUCAUAAACCAAAUGAUAUAAAUUUAAUUAUAUUUUUUAAUGCAUGUGCUGAAUUAGGUGAUGAAAAAAGUUUCAAAUUAGGUAAACAAAUCUAUUUAAAAUUAUUAUCAAAUAGGAAAUUACUUAGUGAAAAAUUAGCUCAUUCGAUAUUAAAUAUGUUUAGUAAAUACUCAGAUAUUGAAAGUACAAAAAAAGUAUUUCCUCAAUUAAAUCGAAAUGAAAUGACAUAUGGAUUAAUGAUGAAUAUGUAUAAUAAGCGAAAUGAACCAAAACAAACUUUAAAUUUAUAUGAAGAAAUGAAACGAGAAAAAAUUCAACCAAAUGAGCAAAUAUAUUUUAAUUCUUAA
Adineta steineri is the source of this 3249-nucleotide messenger RNA. NCBI's taxonomy places the organism in Eukaryota, Metazoa, Rotifera, Eurotatoria, Adinetida, Adinetidae. The record is from the annotation of a GenBank genome assembly.